Messenger RNA from Erythranthe guttata (spotted monkey flower), 1524 nucleotides. The record is from RefSeq and is a predicted model, not a curated record. Lineage: Eukaryota; Viridiplantae; Streptophyta; Magnoliopsida; Lamiales; Phrymaceae.
AAGAAAUGAUAAGUGCAUAUAUUAUUAUUAUUGUGGCAAUUGGAAUAAUUCACACAUGUUAUGGGCACAGCAUUAGCAGAGGAAGCUUUCCAAAAGGCUUUGUAUUUGGCACUGCUUCUUCUGCUUAUCAGUAUGAAGGAGCUGUUAAGGAGGAUGGAAGGGGUCAAUCAAUCUGGGAUACAUAUGUUCAUUCUUAUGGAAAAGUACUCGAUUUUAGCAACGCCGAUGUAGCAAAUGAUCAGUACCACCUCUAUAAUGAAGAUAUACAGCUCAUGAAAGAUAUGGGAAUGGAUGCUUACAGAUUCUCAAUUUCUUGGUCCAGGAUUUAUCCAAAUGGAUCAGGUGAAGUCAAUCGAGCCGGAAUCGAUCAUUACAACGAUCUAAUCAACGCUUUGCUAGCCAAUGGAAUCGAACCAUACAUAAUUUUUAUUUAUUUUUUUGGGGUUUAUUGCAACAGAAAAGACUAUGCAGCAUAUGCAGAAACAUGCUUUAAGGAAUUUGGUGAUAGGGUGAAGAAUUGGAUAACUUUCAACGAGCCGUUUACUUUUACGGUGCAAGGCUACGCUCUUGGCAUUCAAGCUCCGGGCCGAUGCUCUAUCUUUAAAUAUACGGUUUGUGGGGCUGGAAAUUCUUCGACCGAGCCUUAUGUAGUCGCUCACAAUGUGCUUCUUUCGCAUGGAAAAGUUGUCGAUAUUUACAAGAAAAAAUAUCAGCCGAAACAAGGUGGGUCGAUCGGGAUAACGUUAGAUUCGUUUUGGUUCGAACCGGCAACAAAUUCGUCGGCUGAUAUUGAAGCUGCACAAAGAGCAUUAGAUUUUUUCUUGGGUUGGUUUCUUGAACCAUUAAUAUUUGGGGAUUAUCCAAAGUCGAUAAGAAACCGAGUUGAGAAUCGUUUGCCAAGAUUCUCUCAAACUCAGUCGUCUAAGCUAAAGGGAGCCUUCGAUUUCAUAGGAAUAAAUCACUACACGACGUGGUACGCAGAAGAUCGAAACGGCACCAAUAAAACAACAGAAGUUCUGCUCGACGACUCGGGUGUUUUAGCCCUUUCAAAUGUAGUCGGAAAGCCUGUACACGAAACGGCACAUUCGACUUGGUUAUACAUUGUGCCACAUGGGAUAAGAAGUCUGAUGAACUACAUUAGGCACAAGUAUGGGAACCCUCUUGUACUAAUCACCGAAAACGGAAUGGACGAUGGAAACAGCCCGUCAACAUCAAUUAACGAUGCUCUAAACGACAAGAAACGGAUUAAGUAUUACAACGACUACCUGACGAACCUCUUGGCUGCUAUCAAAGAAGAUGGAUGCAAUGUGGGAGGGUAUUUUGCAUGGAGUUUACUAGAUGACUGGGAAUGGGGAGCUGGAUUCACUUCAAGAUUUGGUCUUUACUAUGUUGACUACAAUGAUAAGCUUAAGAGAUAUGCUAAGAAUUCUGCCACGUGGUUUAAGAAUUUCUUGGCUUCUUAAUCUAUAUUAUUAAAAAUUAAAUAAUUAAUAUUAAUAAUAAGAGAUCCUAUUUGGCAUUAUU